UUUAAUGUCAAAUUUGCUAACCAAGCGUCUACGCUCCAUUUUUUAAAGAAAUUUUAUUAAUUUGUAAAACGGAUUCAAAAACUUGCAGUGCUCGUAACAAGUUCUAAUAAAUUAAACUAUGAAUUAACCUUGUGCUUAAAAUCAAUCACAAUGGGCGACAAUUUCCAAAACAACAAAACAAUGGCGCCUGUUAUGAUGGAUUAUGACUUCAAAGUGAAGACUCAGAACGAGCGUUCGAAAGUGGAGGAUUUGUUUGAUUUCGAGGGUUGUAAGGUGGGGCGAGGAACUUACGGACAUGUUUACAAAGCAAGGAGAAAAGAUGGGUCCGACACAAAGGACUAUGCUUUGAAGCAAAUCGAAGGGACUGGUUUGUCCAUGUCGGCGUGUAGGGAAAUCGCACUUCUCCGUGAGUUGAAACAUCCAAAUGUGAUCAACCUCAUCAGGGUAUUUCUUUCGCACACAGAUCGGAAGGUCUGGCUACUUUUUGACUAUGCUGAGCAUGACUUGUGGCACAUUAUAAAGUUUCAUAGAGCCGCUAAAGCAAAUAAGAAGUCAGUGAUGGUUCCAAAGGGAAUGGUCAAAAGCCUGCUCUACCAAAUUUUGGAUGGCAUUCACUACUUACAUUCCAACUGGGUACUGCAUAGAGAUUUGAAACCAGCGAACAUCCUAGUAAUGGGUGAAGGUCCGGAACGAGGCAGAGUUAAGAUAGCUGACAUGGGUUUUGCGAGACUCUUCAAUGCACCACUAAAGCCACUCGCUGACUUGGACCCUGUUGUUGUGACCUUCUGGUACAGGGCUCCUGAGCUGCUGCUAGGAGCCAGACAUUACACCAAAGCUAUCGAUAUUUGGGCCAUUGGGUGUAUAUUUGCUGAACUGCUCACAUCCGAGCCCAUAUUCCACUGUCGUCAAGAAGACAUCAAGACAAGUAAUCCAUACCACCAUGACCAACUGGACAGGAUAUUCAAUGUAAUGGGAUUCCCCCAAGAAAAGGAUUGGGAGGACAUAAAGAAAAUGCCUGAGCAUGCCACUUUAGUUAAGGAUUUUAAACGGUCUAACUACCAAAACUGCUCACUUAGCAAAUACAUGGAUAGGCACAAAAUCAAGCCAGACAGCAAGGCAUUUAGUUUACUCCAAAGACUGCUUCUUAUGGACCCCAAUAGGCGAAUAACAUCCGAACAGGCCAUGCAGGAUCCCUACUUCACAGAAGAUCCACCCACAACACCUGAUGUAUUCGCGGGAUGUCCCAUACCUUAUCCUAAGCGAGAGUUUUUGACUGACGACGACCAAGAGGAUAAAAGCGACUCGAAGGCGAGACAGAAUCAGCAGCAGCAACAACCCAAUACUCAACAAAAUCAAGUACAAGCAAACAGCCAUGACCACGGUGCCAACAAUGCCAAAAGAAUGAGGAUGGCAGGUCCGAACCAAGGCAACAACACGACAGGCGGCGGCCAGCAAGAGUUCCACCAGCAACAGCAGAUGAUGUUCGGAGGGCAACAGCAGGGCAGCCAGUCGCAGCAGCAGCCCAACUUCCAGCAGAGGUUUUAGACGGCAGCGAACGGGUAUUAUAUGUGCUUGUAGAACGUAUUUCAACGACAAACCAUUAGGCCUGGUUUCCACCGUACAUAAGCGACUGCAGCGUAAAUACAAACGAGUAGGUUAUCUUCAUAGAAACGCACCGAGCGCGGUUUGUAUGUGAGCGCGCCAAUACGUAUGCGGCGCGCACGCACACACUGACAAAAUUCGGCGGAACUCCCCGAUGAUCGUUAAAUUUUGUCAGUGUGUGUGUGCGCGCUGUCGCCCAAUAUGCGCAGUCGCCAGAGUAAAUACAAAUGAGUAGGUUAUCUUCAUAGAAACGCACCGAGCGCGGUUUGUAUGUGAGCGCGCCAAUACGUAUGCGGCGCGCACACACACACUGACAAAAUUUAACGUGGAUUAUUGGGGAGUUGCGCCGAAUUUUGUCAGUGUGCGUGGGCGCUGCAUACGUAUUGGCGCGCUCACAUACAAACCGCGUUCGUUGCGUUUCUAUGAAGAUAACCUACUCAUUUGUAUUUACUCUGGCGACUGCGCAUAUUGGGCGACAAAACGCGGCGGCAGACGACAUGUCGCGAAGUCGCAACGACAGCUAAUAUGAAAUGACGCGCGCAUGCGUUUUCUGGCCGCGUCCGUCGCCGCAUUUUGUCGCCCAAUAUGCGCUGUCGCUUAGUGUGCUUACCAUGAGUUUACGUUAGGUGUGAUAGCUAGCGACUGCGUAAAAAAAUGUCAUUAGAAUGUAUGACAGAUUAUGCAGCGCCCCUAGCGGCUACUUUCAAAAAGUAAAGUCUUCAUUUUUUGUCGUACUCGCUAGCGAGCCACUCAUGGUAAGCAUGCAGAUAUUAUUCAGAUUGAAUGAAAUCUGGUUGGUUAUUCAAAAUAUUUCUCGGCUCCGUAUUGGUGGAAACCGAGCUUUACAUCUAUAUCUUUUAUCUAAGCAAAGUAGGCCGAAAAUCAUAUGGACUACCUCAAAAAAGAUACAGGAUGCUUCACUACUGAAUUUUGAAAAUUAUUUACUUGUAUUUAGUUCGAAAACUAAUGAAAGAAUUUAAAAACUUGACAUAAAAUUCAAUUUUGUUUUAAUAAUUUUUUAUUCACGUCAAAAUGUGACAUUCACUAUAAUCAACUGACUUCAAAAUGCAGCAAUUAAAAGUGACUUAUUAUUAUAGACAGCGAUUUGAACACUGACAUGUUAUAGUUGAAAUAAGUGUUAUUUUUCAAUGGCAAUGUGAAGCCGUGAAACACGAUUUCUAUGUAAAAACUAAUUUAGAAACAUUUUGAAGCUCAUUAGUGAUGUCAGUUGAUUAGUGACAAAAGCAUUGACAAACUAUUAUUAUUAAAAGAAGUCCUAAUUGCCUAUAAUUUUUCCAAAGCAUAUUCCAACCAAAAAUGCUUAAUAAAUAUAAAUCUUUUUUCGCUUUAUUUGGAAUCAUGAAUAAGUUUCGACCGCUAAUGCCACUUGACAUUUGACAUUGACACUUCUUCCACAAUUUAUUAAAGAUGGCCCACGCUGAACUGCCCCACCAAACUCAAUGACAGAGGGGCGCUACCAUCGUUCAACUAUAUGGUUUCCAACAUGGCAAAAAUCGGAACCAGCAAUCCGGUAUUGACGGUGGCGCCCCACUGUCAAUGUCAUGGAUAGGACAGUUCAGUAUUUUGGAACUAUAGACUCAAUGAACAGUACCUGUACAAUAAAUAAAUAUUUGUUUAUGGUAAUUAAAACGAUAAGUUACUUCGCAUAUUUUAGGCAUAAUUAAUUACUUUGAAACACUGAUUUACUGUUUUCAAACAUAAUUAAUCCAUUGCUUCGAAAUUUUAUUUGUUUAAUUAAAAAAAUAUUAUGAGUUAUUUAACAUGCAGUUUAUAUGCUUGAGAGUUCAGUUGCGAGCAGAUGUUAAGAAAAAUAAGGAAGUAUUUAUCGCUUACGCAAUUUCAAUUUGCUUGUUCCCAAUGAGUCACACAAACCGUUACUCGUUGGAAAUAAAUCUCAUACAGUCACACUAUUUUCUUACUGUAAGCUUUAGAUUACUUCAUUAUUUUGAUAUUUAAUGUUUGUGAUUAGUACCAGUGUGACUCGUUUCACUUCGACCGCUGUGAUAAUGUGGUGAACCCCUCCCUUACAUGCUAUGAAAUGUUAAUAUUUAUGUUAUGAAAACACAUGAAUGUUCUCUACAGGGUGUUAGGUAAAUGAGUAUAUGAGCCGACACUAGCCCAUGUUAACAUGGGCAUAUAAACGGUGGUAAUUUUCAAACAAAAUAAAUUUUACAAAAUCCGAUUUGUUUGAAAAUUAAAAUAAUUAAAAUGAAGAUAUCAAUUUUCUGACUUCACCAUAGCAUUUAUAUGCUCAUGUUAACAUGGGCUAGUGUCGGCUCAUAUACCCAUUUACCAAACACCCUGUAUAGCAGUAAUUCAGAUAAAUAUGAUUUCAAUAUUAAUAAAAUACAUAAAUAAGUACCUCUUGAAAUACACUACAAGCACUUAGGACGCAGAACGCAAGUACAAAACGUAUGACAACAUUACUUUCUAUGUAUUUUGAUCUGAACAUGCAAAAACAUAUUGUUAGACUUCAACUGAUUAUGAUAAUUGUGAAUGUAAAUAUAAUUUAAUAAGACUGUCGAAUUAGAUGUAAAUAAUUAAUUAUAUUAUUAUUAAAAUAUACAUAUGAAAGAA
This is a messenger RNA of Ostrinia nubilalis (European corn borer), 4200 nucleotides long. It is a transcript of the gene Cdk8, whose product is annotated as cyclin-dependent kinase 8. The transcript has 8 exons. The record is from RefSeq and is a predicted model, not a curated record. Lineage: Eukaryota; Metazoa; Arthropoda; Insecta; Lepidoptera; Crambidae. The coding region runs from base 151 to 1545 and encodes 464 amino acids. Gene Ontology annotation, molecular function: protein serine/threonine kinase activity; ATP binding. Gene Ontology annotation, biological process: protein phosphorylation. Gene Ontology annotation, cellular component: nucleus.